GCAGCGGCGGUGGGAGGCAGCCAAGGGCUUCCAUUUCGGUUUGGCAAAGGAUGGCUCAAAAAGACCAGGUUCCACUGGAUACAGAUUCAGGAUUGGACCAGCAUCCAAAAAGAGUGAAGGAGGAAGAGGAACUGGAGAUGUAUCCAAAGAGGCCGGAGGUCUCACCUGGAAAAGGUGGAGAGAACGGACUCAGCCCUCCUGCACUUGGGCAAAACCACUUGGAAACAGGGCAGCCUGACUCCAGAGCAGGCAGUGAGGAGGGUCUGGUGAUGGACCGCAGAGUGGGAUGUGGCCCCAGUGCACCUGCCUUUGGGAUCUGCAGAGCCCCGAUGGGAGAGAUGCCCCACUGGUGCUUGGAAUGUGGGAAGAACUUUGCCCAAAAGGCAGAGUUAGAAAAGCACGGUCUGAACCACACCAGGCAAUGCUCAUACAUCUGCGGGGACUGUGGAAGGAGCUUGAUGGAGCAUGUUGCUCUCGCCACUGGUCAGGGAGCCUGCCUGGCAGGGAAUGCCAGCAACCACACCUGCUAUAGGAAGAGGGUUUCACCUCUGUCGAGCGAGACUGUCGUGCAGAGGAAAGAGCGGAAGGAGCUCUCCCUGCAAGAGAAGGUCCGGGUGCUGGAGAUGCUGGAAGGGCCCAAGGUCUCCCAGAGCGAACUGGCCAAGAGGUUUGGGGUCUCCCAGCCCCAGAUCUGCCGCAUCAUCAAGAACAAAGAGCGCAUCCUGGCCGAGUGGUGCAAGAACGGCAACCCAGGGCGCAAGCGCAAGCUAGAGGAGAAGACCGUGGCUGGUGAGGUGGCCCUUCUGCAGUGGUUUGAGCACAGGUGUGUGUCCAGCACCCCUGCCGAUGGGUUGCAUUUGCAAGAGAAGGCUGGAGAUCUCUCCAAGAUGUUCAGGAGGAAUUCAGAGCUGGAGGCAGGCCUGGGUUGGUUGCGUGGUUUCAAAGCAAAGCAGAAAGCGGCGCAUGGAAGACCUCUGGAGGAGAAAGAGAACAGCGAGGAGCUGGAGGAUGAGGGCUGGGAAAGCAACGUCCUGCCCUACAUCCUAAACAAAUACGAUUCCCGUGACAUCUACGCCUGCGGGGAGGCCGGCAUCCUGUUUCGAGCUACCCCAGAAGGCCUAGCUUGGGACGGUGGAGAGGGAGCCAAGGACCAGCUCACUGUCUUGCUCUGCACCAAUCUGGAUGCUUCAGACAAGAGGGACGUCCUGGUCGUCGGCAAGGCACGAAGGCCAUUUGGCUUCCAAGGGGUAGGCAGCGAGGGCCUGUUGCCUGUCACCUACAGAGCUGAUAGCAAGGCAUGGAUGACAGCCACCAUCUUCACUGAGUGGCUCCAGAAAUUCAACGAGGACAUGAAGCGAACAGAGAGGAGCGUGGUGCUGUUUUUGGUCCCAUGUGCGGUGCACCCUGACACUGAGCUCUCUCAUACCAAGAUGGUUUUCAUGCCUCCUGGCUCUUCCCGGGUCCAUCCUCUUGAGCAUGGGCUGGUCCAGAACUUCAAAUGCCAUUACCGGAGGAGGAUGCUUCUCCGCCUCCUUGCCGUGCUCGACGGCAGAUCCGCGGUUCCUGCAAGCGAGCUCUCAAAGCACCUGACUCUUUUGGACGCUGUUCAUAUGAUAGUCCAAGCCUGGUUAGAUGUCUGUCCACAGACCAUCACAAGCUGUUUCCAAGCUGCGGGCUUCGGCUUGGCUCUCCGCAUCCCAGCUCCUCCCAUGGACGUGGUCCAAGCCUUGGGGUUCAAGGACCGGCAGCAAUUUGAACAGUUUGUGCUGGUCGAUGAGGAGCUGGAGUGUUUUGGAGACCAGGAGGGUGCUGAAAUGCUCCAAGGGGUUCAAGAACCAGCUUGUGCAACUGCAGAGGAAGAGAAGGCGGAUAACUUGCCCUGCCCCUCCAAGGCAGAUGUCAUGGAGAGUCUGGCCACACUGAGGCGCUAUUUUGAGUGCCACUCGGUAUCCUCAACCGCCUUCCAGACCUUCUACAAGCUGGAGGAUGUGGUGCAUGGAAUGUCUCUGGCUAAUAUGCAAGUAUUAAGGGCAAAAGGCUUGAACAAAGAAGGACUCUGAGCCGCAACAUCAAAUCUAGCUCUCUGUGAAUCUCCUGUGUGGCUCUCUGAAUCCACACAGUCAUUUGGGGCAUUGACUAAUUAAAAAAUAAUCAUCUGUACAACAGCCUUUGCCAAGUUUGUGCCCAUGGGGGGAGGUUGCUGCAGUGUGAUCAGGUGGGUUUGGGCUUGGGCUUGGGAAGUAAUGCUGGGAAUGGUUUUUGGAAAUCCCUUCCCCUAAGAUAGCAUAAAAGUGAGAAUCUAUGCAUUGCUUGCAUGGCUGUGAAUUUCUUCAAGAUAUCUAGGAUGGGAAAUGUCUGGGGCUCUGGAACAGGUUUUUCUCUGUCCCCCAAUCCAACUUAAUUAACCUUUAAAGUGCUGGAAGGCUCUUUAAUUGUUCCUGAAAAGU
This is a messenger RNA of Zootoca vivipara (common lizard), 2447 nucleotides long. Lineage: Eukaryota; Metazoa; Chordata; Lepidosauria; Squamata; Lacertidae. The record is from RefSeq and is a predicted model, not a curated record.